Amphimedon queenslandica is the source of this 4709-nucleotide messenger RNA. Its product is annotated as proteasome-associated protein ECM29 homolog. The record is from RefSeq and is a predicted model, not a curated record. NCBI's taxonomy places the organism in Eukaryota, Metazoa, Porifera, Demospongiae, Haplosclerida, Niphatidae. Gene Ontology annotation, biological process: proteasome assembly; ERAD pathway. The transcript is spliced from 38 exons. Gene Ontology annotation, molecular function: molecular adaptor activity. The coding region runs from base 1 to 4650 and encodes 1549 amino acids. Gene Ontology annotation, cellular component: nucleus; cytoplasm.
AUGGAUGAAUUGAUAUCAGUAACACUGACUCUUUCCAUUUUCCAAUUGACAGAAGCUAAAGCAACAGCUGUGAAAAAUACAUGUGAAAUUAAAACAGUCUCUGGUUCAGCAAAGACUUUUAUGCAAAGACCAGCUAAUCUUAGGAUGAAAUUGAAAAUAUUAUCAAUAUUGAAUAAAUCUACUGUUGCUACAGAUACUUUCCCAUUAUGUGUACAGGUUGUUUUUGAUGGUUUGUUUGGUGACAUUUCUAAUGCUAAACUACAACUACUCUCAAUGGAAUUUAUCCUGUCUAUUAUUAAUAAGUGUUUAUCAACAAGGCUCACAGUAAUGGCUCCAUUAUUGUUAACUGCAUUAUACAAGAUUAUUGAUAACAAUGACUUAAAGGAUAAUAAAUUAAUUGUGAGUGCAUUCAGUGGAUUGAGUUGUUUAUCUAAAAAGGCUCCUCAUAUUUUGAGAAAAGAUGCCAAGCAUUUGUAUAGACUUUUUGAAGAGUUGGAGAAAGAGACCAAUAAGGAUAAUAGACUAGUAAUACAAGAGUGUAUUAAUAGUGUCAGUGGUGUGUAUGUUAAUGAAACUAAUGAGAAAAAUGUAACAUUGUUGGAGUCAAUAUUGCUGACGCAUAUUAAUAGAAAAUUGGUUCAAUCUAGGAAAGCAGCAGCUUUCUGUGCUCAUUCAUUGUUUCCAUUUUCUCACUUUCCUUCUCGUUAUGUUAGUUUAAUUGCUUGUGGUGAUUCACAGCUGGAGGUCAGAGAAGAAGGUCUUAAUGGACUUCGCCCAAGACAGCUUGAAUCUAAUCCGCAGUUUCCUCCAUUUGCUAAUGUUAUACAAUACAUUAGUUCAAGGGUUGAUUCAAUACUGUCCAGUGAUCAAUGUUAUGUGAUUGGCAGUACCAAACUACCUUAUACUCCACUAGCUAUGAAGCACAUCCUAUUGUUCUGCUAUCAUUCUCUCCUGUAUUCAUGUGGACACGAUGGAUGGACAGUAACUGAUAUUUGUAAUAUUGAUAUAACACAGCCCAUUGAUAAGGAGGCUAUGAGGAAGGUAUCUGAUUUCUUAUCAAUUAUGGAAUUUUUGAAAAAUGAUGUUCUACAAAAAUAUUUGGAAUUAAUAAGAAUGUCAUUGCUGCCACAAUCAGAUUAUGAUGUUGCUACUGUUGGUAUAUAUUCACUAUUGCAGUUAAUUCUAUUAUCUGAGCCAAUUGCAGAAACUUUUAUGAAAGACAUCAAAAACAUCAAACAAUUGGCUAGUUAUCCAAGGUCAAACACUAAGCAAGGAGCUGCUCGAAUAAUUGGAUAUUUGUCAUCUAAAAUGGAGUAUAAUGAGUUAUUAAUAUUAAUACAGGAUAGCCUGGAUGACACGCAAUUUCCUUUGUAUGUACAACAGCAGAAAGGUAUCAUUGUACUAGGUCAAGUUUGUGCAUCAAGUUUGAAAAGACUCUCAACAUUACCAAGCAAUUUCAUUAUUAUUAUUGAAAAAAUAAUAUCUAAAAUAUUGUCAUUUUUUAACAGUCUUGAUUCUGAUAUUAUCUUCACUGCCAUUGACUCUAUUGGAGAGAUAGUUAGGUCGGGACCAUUGCCUUUUCCUGACUCAGUAUCAGAAUUGGAAUUGGAAUCAAAUUCAAAAUCAGACUUAGUAUCAGAUAUCAAAGUGUCAUUGACUAAAGAGUUUAUCUUUGAUAAAGUUGUUGAAAGAAUGGAAGACAGUGUUGAUGAAAAUACUGUGUUACGGGACAAAUGUUCGCAUACAAUUGGUUUUUUCUCAUUGGGUGAUCCUUCAUUUCCAUACAAGGAUAAAGCUCUGAAGACCUUAAUACAGUACAGGGAGCAGUCACAUGUUGAUGUCAGUUUCUCAAUUGGUGAAGGACUCUCAUGUAUUGCAGCUGGAGUUUAUUGUGAAUUGUAUCGCAAUCCUUGGGAUUACAGACCUUCUCCUUUAUCCCUCCCUCUCCCUACGCCCUCUGAUGACAUAUUUAAUAAAACUAUAAAUAUUGUCAUCGAUGAAUAUGGGUAUAAUUCAUCACCAAGAGUAAGACAGGCUGCUUGUAUUUGGACGCUAUCAUUAUUGAAGUAUUGUAAAUCUUAUCCAUCAUUUCAGGAGCAGUUACCAAGAUUUCAACAUGUAUUUUUGAGUUAUUUAUCUGAAACUAACGAUGUAUUACAGGAAGUUGCUUCAAGAGGACUAGGUCUAUUGUAUGAAUUUUCUGAUGCACAACGUAAAGAACAAUUAUUGCAAUAUCUUGUUAAUACACUGAUGGAAGGGAAAGGAAUGAAUGUUCCAGUUAGUGGUGAUACUGAAAUAUUUUCACCUUCAAUGAAAUUAGGAAAGACACCAGAAGGGUCUGGUUUAUCAACAUAUAAGGAAUUAUGUUCAUUGGCUAGUGAUCUGAAUAAACCCGAUCUCGUUUAUAAAUUUAUGAGUUUAGCCAAUCAUCACGCUAUAUGGAACUCAAAAAAGGGUGCUGCAUUUAGUGUGUCCAGUAUAGUGCGAGAAGCAAGGGACCAGUUAAAGCCUUACUUGAAUAUAUUAGUACCUCGUUUAUUUAUUUAUAAGUAUGACCCAAUUACAUCAGUUCAAGUGGCUAUGAGCAACAUAUGGAAAAUUAUAUCAUUUGAUAAUAAUAAAAUUAUUGAUGAAUAUUAUGAAGAAAUACUGAAAGAAAUUUGUAGUAAUGUUAAUAGCAGUCAGUGGAGGAAUAGAGAAUCAAGCUGUUCAGGAUUAAGAGAUUUUUUAAGUGUCAAUAUUAAAGAAUCUGUAAUCAUUGAAUACUUAUCUGAACUGUGGAAAUUAUUGUUGAAAGUAUUAGAUGACAUUAAAGAAACUGUUCGUAAAUCUGCUGAGUCAGCAGCUAAGACACUUUUAAGUGUCACUGUUCGUCUAUGUGAUGGAAGUGGUACAGUUGCUACCACAACCGUAGAAUGUGUGUUACCUAUAUUUGUGAAUAAUGGUACAUCCCAUCCUUCACAUGAUGUAAGAGGACUAUGCUUGUUGAGUUUGAUUAGAGUUAUUGAAAAAGCUGGUUUAUUACUGAAGCCACAUAUUUCAAUGAUAAUACCAUUAUUAUUAAAAUCAAUAAGCUCACUUGAGCCUCAGAUAUUAAAUACAGUUAGUCUUCAGUUAAAUGGUAUAGAUUCAUCAAAUAAUGUACAAGAGAAGUUAGACAGUAUUAGAACAAAACUGUCAAAAUCAUCACCGUUACUAGAAGCAAUUAAGCUAUGUGUUCCUCAUAUUGAUAAAAAUGUUCUAGUGAGUUUAAUUCCUCCACUUAAUGAUAUUAUUAGAAGUGGAGUUGGAGUUACCACCAAAGUAUCUACUGCUGAUUUUGUCAUUGACCUGUGUCGUCACUCACAAGAUGAUCUAUUUCCUUAUGCUGGUAAAUUGUUAGGUGGAUUGUUGUCUGGCAUCACUGACACUAGUAUCACAGUAUGCAAGAGUUAUGCUAAAGCCAUUGGAUAUGUCAUUAAAGUUGCCAAGGAAACAAGUAUUACGAAACUAGUAGAAAAACUGAAAAAUAUGUAUUUAGAAAAGGGAGAUAGUUUGCCAGUUGCUUAUGCACUACAUGAGAUGUCUUUAAGGAGUUCUGACAUAAUUAAAAAUUAUUUAAUUGAUGUGGUACCACUGGUGUUCUUAGCAAUGCAUGUUGUUGUUAAUAAUGAAGAUCCCAAUAGUGAAGUAAUGUCAAAUUUAUGGAACUCAACAUGGCAAGAAAUUGUUCCAAGCACAUCAACUGCUAUUAGAUUAUAUAUGAAGGAAAUAUUGGACUUUGUUUGUCCUUCCUUGUCAUCACAAUCCUGGGAUUUGAAGAGACAAGCUGCUAAAGCAAUUGCAACCAUUGCUGAAAAUACAAAUGCUGAGCUGGACUCAUCAAAUUUAUCAAUUAUAUUGUUGUCAUUAAUGGAGUCAUUAAAAGGACGACUCUGGGAUGGGAAGCAUAGUUUAUUGCAGUCCAUGAAAGCUGUUUGUGUCUUGUGUAAGGAUAGUAUCAUGACAUUGGAUAAUCCACAGCCUUUGCAGAUUGUGGAGUGUUUGUUGUCUCAGUGUAAAAAACAAGAUGUAUUAUACAAAAUGAUUGCAGUUACUGCCACUGGAGAAGUUAUUGAAUCACUUGAAGUUAAUGCUUUUAGUGAUAUUUAUGAGUUAAUUACAACUGAGAUACUUGAUAUUGAUCAGGAUCAACUACAUGAUACUGAUUCUAACACUGUAUUUGAUUUGAAAUCUGCAGCGUUUGAAGCACUUGGUCGUUCGUGGCCUAGAGGAGUCCAGUCAACGCAAAUAAAAUUCCUGCACACAGUUUGCAGUAUUUUAUCUCAAAGAAUGAAGAAAAACACAUGGAAAAUACAGUGCUCAAUUUUAAAAUCAUUGAAUAUUAUUUUCAAAAGGACUACUGUUAUGCUGUCAAGUGAAUGUGUUGAGCUAUUUAAUAAUGAAUUGUUAUUAUCAAUAGCUGAUUGUAUUAAGAAUAGACGAUAUUUAUCAGUCAGAAAGGAAUCAGUUUAUUGUCUUCUUCAAAUUGUCAGUUACUUGAAAGUUCAUAAUGUGUUGAAUGAGGUGCAUGAAGACAAUGUUACACAAUUAUAUGAAUCGUUAAUGAUGAUUACUGAUCCUGAAAUACAAGACACUGGAAUUAAAAUUAUCAAAAUAAUUGGACGUUAAUAAUUAUUGUGAUCUUUAUUUUAACAUGAUUAUGCUAAGAAAAAAAUUUCCUGAUUAAA